Drosophila navojoa is the source of this 2188-nucleotide messenger RNA. RefSeq names its product Tondu-domain-containing Growth Inhibitor (gene Tgi). Gene Ontology annotation, molecular function: transcription coactivator binding. The record is from RefSeq and is a predicted model, not a curated record. Gene Ontology annotation, biological process: negative regulation of DNA-templated transcription. Lineage: Eukaryota; Metazoa; Arthropoda; Insecta; Diptera; Drosophilidae.
CCUUAUAUACUAUAUACAUAUAAUCGGAUAUAUAUAUGUAUGUUGAAGCUAACACAUAACUAUGGAUUACCUGUGCAUAUGGAACGCGUUUGAGCAGAACUCAUUAUUCAUCAAUCACAUCAAGGAAAUUGGGCGGCUGGCAGCCGCUGCCGCCGUGUCGCAACAGCCUUCUAUUGGCAGUGCCUCGGUAUCGGCCAGCGCCACAUCUGCGUCUACAUCUGCGGCCAGCUCGACGGCCAGCUCGCCCACAGCUGUAAGCAAGGAGUCUACUGCUGCUGCCACUACCUCGGCCUUCUCGUCGACGCAGCACUUCCGAGCCACACCGCACGUAGCCGCGCUUGCGGCCGCGCAACAACAGCUGCAACAGAGAAUCGCAGCGGCUGCCUACCAGCAGGGCCAGGCGGAGUUGCCAGCGCAGUCGCCGAUGUUUAUUAAUCAACAGCAGAUGCCAGGAGCUGCUCAUCAGCAGCAGCCGGGAACUGGCGUCGGCCUGCAACAGCUACAGCAAAACAACUCCAGCAUGGCCAACAGCUUGCUGUGGCAACCGUGGCGGGAUCUCCAACAAGCAGCCGCCAUGCAUCACCAGCUCUACAAACAGCAGCAGCAGCAACAGUUGUUCAAAGAAACACGACUGUCUUCAAAAGAGCUUCCAACCAACAAGUGGCGUCGCGAGCGACGUCAACGAGCCGCUGCCGCCGAAUAUCAAGUUCACGAUUCAAACAGUGAAAUGGAGCGGGAGAGGGAACCUGACAUGGAUAGCCCCAUUGAUAUGACCGUGACGUCGAACACUGUGAAGCAUCAACGCGCUUCACCGCCUCCACCGUACCGUGAGCCAUUGGCUGGUGGCGCAAACAGCCACUGUUACGUCGCCAGCCGGCCGAGCGUUAUUACCCAAGCACCGCCCAAACGGGAGCAGCCGAAGCAUGCGCACCAAAGCCAGCACCACCACCAUCAUUCGCUCUCUAGCCACGAGCAUGACCAUCGCAGUAUGGAGUCCGAUCCAAUUUGUGACAUCGACGAGCAUUUCCGGCGUUCCCUGGGACCUGGCUAUGCAGCCCUGUUGAAAUCGCCAGCAUCCAGCUCGCCCACGCCGUCGCCACAGCCGCUGCCACAGCCGCUGUCGCAGCAACAGUCACAGCAAGCACAGGCGCAGACGCAGUUGCAGUCGGCGGCUGGGAACGGAACACCAAUGCAGCAGAUCUCGCCACAAGCCUAUCGGCAACAACCAACAGCAACAACUUACGAAAAUCAGUCGCAAUUACCGCUGCCACUGCCCCUGUCUAAGCUGGGCCUGCCCAUCGUGCACUCACCCACGUUGCAGCCGGCACCGAUAUCGCCGCAGCAUGAGUUGCCACCGCCCCAGAAAGAGCCAUUGUCCCUGUCGCCGCUACCCGCUCGAAGUGCUUCCGCUUUGUCAUGCUCACCGAUACCACUGGCUGGCGCCAGUCAAAUAUUAGAUACCCCGGCAACCAAGAGAGAAAAAGCUUUAGACAUGCCUCAUCAUACUCCACCCAGAUGUAAUACACCCCCACCAGCGUAUUCCAGCGUAAUGGCGUCGACGCCCACAAUGCCAGCUAUAAUACGUGUGAAAGCCGAACCGGGACUAGCCGCUGCAUCGUCGACACAUACGCCACCCGCUUCUCCUACCUCAUCCACAAACAUUUCGAUAUUCACCAAGACUGAGGCCUCUGUGGACGAUCACUUUGCCAAGGCACUGGGUGACACUUGGAAAAAGUUGCAGGCCCACAAGGAGUGAAACCAUCUCAAAUGCUGUUCUAACUUUAAACUACACAAUUGAUUUUUAAAGAUCUCAUGACGAAGAUGUGAAAAUUUUUCAAAUGCGAGUGUAUUAUUGCAAGUUUCUUAUGAUUUUAUUAUAUAUACAUUUAUAUAUAAAAGCGUAUACGUACAUGUGAAAAAUUGGUAUUCUUAAUGCAUACAUAGUUGCAUAGAUAGACUAAUCCUUAAUAUGUAUUAACAUUUGUGCAUAAAUAUUUUCAUUCUAUUUACGCAUGUUUUUUUUUCAUAAUUCUAAAUUAUGAAAAUAUUGUAAGUUUAUAUUUAUCCAAAUGAAUCCUAUAAAACUUAAAAAAAAUGUGAGUGACAAAUACACAUUACUCUCUAAAAGCACUCUAUUUAUUGUGUAAGUGACUUACAAUAAAAAUUAAAAGAAAUCUAUUCUCGAGUU